AGAGCCGGUAACAUCAGCAAGUCAGCAGGCUGCUCGUGAUAGACUCUGCAGCUGGCUUAUAACAGUUACUGGAAGAACUUAAAGAAGUGACGACAGCACAAAUAGUUGGAAACCUUAAGUGGCAAGUAUGCAGUAUAUACAAACUGUACUUCGCCUCUGUUGCGGUCGAGUUAUGGCGGAUCUGGACACAUUUUGAGGUGGGUUCUGCUCGGAAGCUUGGAAAGUCGUGAGUAAACGUUUCCUGAUGCCUUUCCAGGUGCCCGGCAGCCGGCUGGCUCUGCGUCGCUGAGCGGCGGGAACUCUAUUGCAAACCCUCUGUGGCAGAAAGGAACGUAUUGCUCACCCUUUGCACUUUCGGCUAGUAAUCUACAAGUCUAAAACAGCUUCAGCUGUCAUUAUGUUGAGUAUACGCCAACGUUUUUCACUAAUAGACUAAUUUAAACCACAACAUUAUGGUUGUUUUUAUUUUCAGUACUAGAAUAAUAAUUCACAUUCUUCCUCAGUUAAAUGUUCAUGCAGACUUAAUUACUGAAUGUUUUGUUACAGGCGUUUCAGUGGCAUAAAAUGGUAAACAUUAAGGAGGAUUACGAUAAUGUCGGUGGAAUGCGACUACGAUCGAACGGAAUCUGUUUAAUGUACCGCCAGAGGGCGCUGUCGCACAGCUGAACUUGCUCCCUACUGACAGCCUCGGAAUCUGGCCUGAUAAAGCAGCUGCGCUGCCUCGCCACUUGGAAGCGACCCAAAAGUGUAGAAACCAGAAAAAGCCCCCAUCCUCAGCACAUCCUCUUCCGCUUCCUGAACAUCAGGCAACAAUGUAACAUAAUGCGCCAAUGCAUCGAUUCAUAGCAAUUCAUUCAUGUCGAUAUUAAGGCGAUGAUUUAACGUCUCCAGGAAAUCCAUCUGACCAUUUACGGACAAGUCGAGUAAUUACGCUUUUCAGCUAUGCUACUUAAGUUUAAUGAAGAUCAGUGAAUUAUAAAUCGGUAUUAAUGAAUUACCUACCAAGCUAGAACACGGUUUAUAAUUCAGUUAGAGUUCUGUAAUGUGUCACAUUGACGCUUGAAAUAUUCAAUAACACAAAGGUAUUUUCUCAAACACACACAUAACCAAUUUCGCGCCCCCUCCCGUCCUUUGUUUCCUCUAUAAAGAUACCCCCCCCCCUUUUUUUUUCUUGGCAGCAAACAUGUUUUGCUUCGGGCUGAAUUUCCUUGAAAUUAUCUCACACUCACGAACGCGGUCUAUUUCUGGCCUUAAACAGCGGACGAAGAAAAAAAUAAAUAAAACAAAUGUUGGUGUGGGCGUGGCGGCAUAUGGGGCUGUUUGGGAUUAUAUUUGGGAAUAGAGGGAGACAAGGUUAAUGUCACCAGUGUCACCGCUGUCAUAUCCUGUGUCUCACACGCACUUCUGUCGUUAAGUGUUACCUCUUACUGCGCCGCCUCUGACUCAGGGGGCCAGAUUAAACCGGACCUCCAUCCAUCCCCUCAGCCAGCAUGUGAAUUCCUGUUCAAAAUGUAAUUAGCUAUUUGUGUAAGUUUCACGGUCGGAAAGACGCGCUAAUGAUCACAGCUGUCACUCCGUUGCGAGGUCAAUGAAAACUCUGCGGCCAGUGACCGUUAUAAGACCAAUGGGUGAAAUUUCUGAAAUUUCAAGAACAGUAUCGCCCAGAAUGUUAUUUCUGUGGUUCAUUUUCGCUCCGCACAAGGGUCGACAUCUAUUUGUCUUAAUAAAAUAUAAGAAUACCACGGCUAAUUCAGAUCUUAAAAGGAAUUAGACUGCAUUUUCAAGAAGAGCCAACUUAAUUGUCCCACAAUGUACUGUAAUAAAAUCCUGAUACUUUUUACAUUCUGGGGACAUUUUCCCGUCUCCACAAGGGAAAAUUCAAUUUUACGAUAAUCUCUGAAUGCAAUCCAAAAAACAGCCAACAUGGCCACAGAAGUACUGUAUUGUGUUUGAUUAAUUUUAUUUUAGUUAAUGAUAGGGCUCGGUAAGAGGAAAGGUUGUCUUUAGGGAUAUGCCCUUUAAGAUGAAUGGAGAUUCCCCACAAAGAUAUAGAUACCUAAUCUCUCUCUUUCUCUGUUUGUGUGCACUGUGUGUGUGUGUGUGCACUCUGUGUGUGUGAGCGUGCGUGUGUGUAUGUGCACUCUGUGUGUCUGUGUGCCUGCGCGCGCCCGGGGCACUCUGGUUCCCUCCUUGUACUGCGACAUGCAUUUAGCCUAAUUGGCGCCUCUAAAUCGCCCACCACCCAGCGCGUACCGCCUGCUUUGUGAGCCAAGCUGCCUGGGACUGACCACAGUACAUCGCGUUAAUUAGCUUCUCUGCCGGCCAGUCAUUCAGGGUGACCCUCUUUACCAUUUUUACGGCCAGUCCGAAUGAAUUACCCUGAUAAAGGGUUUAACCGAAAGAGCCUGUGGGAAGCGUUGCAUGUCCUUUCCUCGGCGGCCGAUGUCGGUGUGCAGUGCAUGUUCUGGGUGACUUUCUGAGCUACAAAGUGGAACGGGCCCCAUUGAAAGGUUCAGCUGUUUUUUCUGUAUUAAUUCAGCUGCGGAUCUUUUUAGUGUGUAAUCGCGGGAUUCUUGAGACCAUUAAUUGUUUUCGUUAAAUGUCUGAGAUAAAUUCUCGAUUUUAACGUUUUCUUUUUAAAAUGUCAAUUAUUAUUCAAGUUUAGCCCACGCUGGGAAAAACAUACUUAGCCCUAAUUAUACAAGAUCUGGGGAAUUCUGAACUACAGCUCCCAUAAACGCAGGAUCACUCUGGAGCCCCUUUCUCUGCUGGAGGAGGUUUGAAAAAAAGUUUGGGAAAGAAUCCCUGGAAUUUGUUUCCUGUGAAAUUUCUCCGGGGGAACGGGACAGGCGGAGCUGGCUGCAGAGGCAUGGAGGCGCAGGGAGACGCUGCCUUCCCCGACACGCCUGCGUCCCAUGUGCAGAUCCGCGGCGUUCGGCUCAUCUAACAGCGGCGGCGUCUCCUUCUCUACAUCCCGAUCGGCGCAGCACGUAGGGCGCUCAGAUCAUGGCAGAACCUCUGCUGAAGAGGACUUUCUCUCGGCUUCGAGGCAGAGACAGAUCCCGGAGGAAAACAGACCCGAAGCCUGAGGACAUCCCGGGGAACAACAACGUGUCAUCACCCCCGGCAGAGGUCGAGGCCCCCCCAUCUCAGCUGGUGCAAGACUCUGUCAGACGGGGGACCCAGAUAACCGUGGCCAAGAAACAGAACUGGGCCAAGCUUCCCUCCCUGUCGUGGGACCCCCCUAGCUCAGAGGGACCUCACAGCCCAGCACCCAGAGCCCAGGACUGGGAGAACAGCUCAGGAAAAGCCCAGGUCUCACAACAGGCCUGGAGCCAGAAGACCCUAGUGGAGGAUGGCCUGGAAAGCAGACAUUUUGAGAGGGAGCUUGGGAUCUGUGGGACUUCCUGUCAGACCUACAAUGCAGGCCUUCCAGAGCUCACCCGGUCAGUGGGGGCUUGUGUUUCCUCCAGCGUUGUAAAGGUCUCUGGCCAGGGGGCCUACCUCCAGAGCCUGGAACGCAGCAGCCGUGCCUGGGUGCUCUCCAGCGGCAAGCCCCACGUGGCGGAGGAGGUGUCUUUCUCCCUCCCCAGCCGCCUGACGGAGUGGAGGCGAGGGGUGGAUGGGGAGAGCAACAUUUGGUACAACCCCAUCCCGGAAGAGGAGGACUUGCGAGGUUUUGGAGGAGGAACGGACAGAGUCGACUACGGAGACCCCUGGAAGAGGAGGGACACUGAGGCAUCAUGGGAGAACCAGAGGGAUGUCCAGGCCGGGGACUGCGGCCUCCCAGCGGAGAGGCGGGGCAGCAGUGGCACACAGGGGAGCCCUGGGAACCCCCCCUCCAAGGACAUCGCCGUGGAAACGGCCUCAGCAGGCAGGAGGGAGAUCCCAGAUCUGGCCCAGCCGGAGGCCCAGGUGCCGGGGGCCGCGGCCGGGGGUGUCUGCACCGCGCAGGGACUCUCGGACAGCCCAGGGGCCCAGAAGAAGGGGGGCGGGGGCAGCAGCGUCAUGGACAGGAUCAAGUCCCCCGGCACGGUGCGGCGUCUGUCCCUGAAGAUGCGCAAGCUGCCAGAACUGCGGCGGAAGCUGAGCCUGCGCUCCUCGCGCUCACAGCGGCAUGGCCAGGGACAGGGCGGGGCUGGGGGCGGGGCUGGGGGCGGGGCCGGGGCUGGGGGCAGCUCCCCGCCCGACGCUCGCAAGGAGGCCUCCAGCAACGUCAUCAGCCGCUAUCACCUGGACACCAGUGCCCCAGCACGGCCGCAGCGCUGUUCCUCUAGAGGGCGCUCUUCCGGCAAGGUCGGCUACCUGAGCGACGGCGACUCCCCCGAGCUCCUGCCCAAGCAGGGGGCCCCACCCUCACCCCAGAGCACAUCCCCGCCCCCUGGGGAGGCGGGGCUAGACCCCGGUUCCUUCCAGCCGUACCGGUUGUCGGAGCAGCCGCGCUGCGCCCAGCGGGUGUCCGGGCUGCUCACAGUGCACCUGCUUGGCGCCGACCAGCUGUUCCGCUCGGCCCGGCCGGAUGUGGCCCGCGAGGUGUUCUGCGCCAUCCAGGUGGACGGCGUGACCCGGGCUCGCACGGCGCUGCUCGUGUGCCGUGGGGCCGCCCUCCCGCUCAAUCACACCUUCAACCUGGAGCUGGAGCGCGCGCGGCUGCUCAAGCUAGUCAUCCUGGCCCCACAGCCCAGCUCCCCCCCCGCCAGCACCCCCCAGGCCCCCGCCACCCCAGCCCGCAACCGAGUCUGCUGCCUGGGGGCCGUGGCUAUCCCCCCACUCUUCAGAGGCUCACGCUCACAGCAGCUGUGUGUGAAGCUGGACCCGCGGGGCCUCCUCUAUGUGAAGCUGACCCUCCUGGAGCAAUGGGAGCCAGCCCCCCCACGACCCAGCGACCUCCAGCCAGCCAGCGUGUUUGGUGUGGAGCUGCGCCACCUGGUGGAGAAGGAGGGCACUGCGCUCAAAGUUCCCCUGUUGAUCCAGAAGAGCGUGGCGGAGAUUGAAAAGAGGGGACUGAAGGUGGUGGGCCUGUAUCGUCUCUGCGGUUCGGCGGCCGUGAAGAAGGAGCUGAGGGACGCGUUUGAGCGGGACAGUGCCACGGUCACUCUGAACGAGGAGCUCUACCCGGACAUCAACGUCAUCACCGGCAUUCUGAAGGACUACCUUCGCGAGCUGCCCUCACCGCUCAUCACGCGCACGCUCUACGACGUGGUGCUGGAGGCCAUGUCUCUGCGGCCGCCCCGUGGCGCCCCCUUCAGGACGCAUGUGGACCCGCAGCAGCCCCAAAGCACGGUGGCUCUGCUGGAGUGUCUCCCGGAGCCAGAGAAGGCCACGCUCACCUUGCUCCUGGACCAUCUCAGUCUGGUCGCUUCCUACAGCCACAGCAACCGUAUGACCUGCCAGAACUUGGCAGUGUGCUUCGGACCCGUACUGCUUGCGCCCAGCCAGGAAUCCUGGAGACCCGGGGCCCCGGGGGGCCACUCUGGCACCAGCGCCCAGCGAGGGGGCCGGGGGUAUUCGCACGGCGAGGACAUCACCAGCGCCGUGGACUUCAAGAAACACAUCGAGGUCCUGCACUACCUGCUGCAGCUGUGGCCCAUCCCUGUUGACCGGGCCGUGGAUGAGCCUCCCUCCAAGCCCUCCACGUCUGGACUGGCCCCGCCGCAUGCUGCCCGCACCGCCUCCCAGGAUGCCCCACGCCAGCGGGGCCCACGCCUGCCUCUGCGCCUGGAACUGCCGCAGGAGGUGGUGGUGUCCCGGCGAGGGCGGGGCCGCCUGGAGAGCCCCCCCUGCAACAGGUACGCCGGCGACUGGAGCAUCUGCGGGGGGGACUUCCUGACAAGCGCCGAGGCCGACUACGACGAGGUGGCGGGGAGCGACAGUGAGGAGGACGAGGAGGAGGAGAGGAGGAGGCGCGAGCAGGAGGCCUUAAAGAAGGCCAGCUGGGACCCACCAGGGGGCAUCUAUGUGGACAACUUCUCCCUGGAGACUGAGGCACUGGACCUGGACGCUCCCUUCACCUGCCGGCUGAGUCUGAAGGACUUUGACACUCUGAUCUCUGAUUUGGAGAGAGAGCUGGCCAAACAGAUCAACAUCUGCCUCUGACGGCCGCGGGGAGGAAGGACACGGAAAUGCUGAUCAUUCUUUCCUUUUUUUCUUUAAUGCUCUGUUUGAAAGACCAAAGACGACAAGCAAUGAUUUUUGCUUCAAUCGGUUUAUGUAUAGGCGUAUAUUAAUACUGCCGCCAUUACGUGGGCACUGUCUGCCGUCACAGUAUGUAACUCUGUAAUUCCAAAGAGUGUCUCUGACAGGUAAUUGAGCUCUUACAUCAGGUUUGAUUAGCGUGAUAUGAAGCGGUUUCCUUUCAUUCUGGACAAUCGACAUUAAUAAGCUCGUAAAAAAAAACUCAUAUUGACAGCCAUUAAUUGCUUCAAACACCGUCUCAUGCCUGAUCUGUGCAUCUUAGGUACAUUGCGUGUUUUGUAACGUUGUCACUACAUUAGCCUUGUUUAUUUUUUUUCUGGUUAAUCUUUCCUUAAGGCUGAGAGAUGCAGGGCACAUUCUAACCGAAGUGAAGGAGCCCUUUCUGCCGUGCGUUACACCAGUGGGCACCAUCUUGUUUAGAUUAUUAUUCAGUAUUUAUCAGCCGACCUGAAGGCCGCGAAGCUCCUGCACACACGCCGAGCAGGUCGCUGCUCGCACUCACUCCCCCGACUCCCCGACUCACCAGACUAUCGACUAUUUUGCACUUUCGUACCAGACCUUUUGUAAGUUUUGUACUUGCUGCUUAUUGUAAUACAGUAUGACUUUUUGUAACUGUUAUUUGAACGGUUCCUAGGCACGGUACGGUAUUUGCCCAACUGUGACUCUAUAAACCAAAGAAGGAAUUCAACAGCCAUAUGUGUUGGGAGGUAAUUCCUGUCCCGCGUGUGAAACAGCAGACCUUGUCUUUGACGGGACAACGCCAAGCAUUUCUUUUGGGUCGACUUUCGUGUGACUUUUGUGUAAUUUGUUUGUAUUUUGUUUAGUUGUAUAAACAGUAUUACUUGAUGUUGCACAUACAACAAGCACUUGUCUUAUUUUCUAUAUCUGUAAAUGUUUCUGUGUGUGUCAAAAUGGGGUACUGUAACAUGCCAUACAGUGUUAUCUACCAAAAAUUACAGUCAUCAAAAAAUAAAGCACAGUAUUAUAUUUAA
This is a messenger RNA of Paramormyrops kingsleyae, 7187 nucleotides long. RefSeq names its product rho GTPase-activating protein SYDE1. Gene Ontology annotation, cellular component: synaptic membrane. The record is from RefSeq and is a predicted model, not a curated record. NCBI's taxonomy places the organism in Eukaryota, Metazoa, Chordata, Actinopteri, Osteoglossiformes, Mormyridae. Gene Ontology annotation, biological process: regulation of Ras protein signal transduction; cell migration; signal transduction. Gene Ontology annotation, molecular function: GTPase activator activity.